AUGACCAGUCCCGGGUCCUGCUCCUCCUCCUUCCCUGGCCUUGCUCCUCCUUCACUGGCCCUGCUCCUCCUCUCCUGGUCCCUCUUCUUCUCCCCUGGUCCCUCUUCUCCCCCUCUGGCCUUGCUCCUUCCCUGCUCCUCCUCCCCUGGUCCCUCUUCUCCCCCUCUGCCUUGCUCCUUCCCUGCUCCUCCUCCCCUGGUCCCUCUUCUCCCCCUCUGGCCUUGCUCCUUCCCUGCUCCUCCUCCCCUGGUCCCCCUUCUCCCCCUCUGGCCUUGCUCCUUCCCUGCUCCUCCUCCCCUGGUCCCCCUUCUCCCCCUCUGGCCUUGCUCCUUCCCUCACUGGUCCCCCUUCUCCUCUGGCCCUGCUUCUUCCCUGGUCCUGCUCCUCCCCAUGUCGCCUUUCCCUGGCCCUGCUCUUCCCUGGUCCUGCUCCUCCCCUGGUCCCCCUUCUCCUCUGGCCCUGCUCCUUCCCUGGUCCCCUUUCCUUGGCCCUGCUAUACCCUUGCCCCCCCCCCUCCUCUCCCCUCUUCUGGUCCCUCCUCCUCCUCCUCCUCCUCUGCUCCUCCUCCUUCUUUGUCCCCCCCCCUCCUCCUCUGCUCCUCGUGGGACACCGGGUCUUGUUGCCACUCGCUUUUUUAACGGCUGCUCUUGUUGUGAUGCAGUUAUGACCGCGGCCAUCCUGGAACCCCAGUGGAGCCAGUUCACGGGUCACAUGGGUCACGUGCUCCCAGAACCCCAGUGGAACCAGUACCCAGGUCAGAUAAACCCAGAACCCCAGUGGAACCAGUACCCGGGUCACAUGGGUCACAUGGGUCUCCUGAACCCGGACCCUGCAGGGUCUGUCUUCUCUGAGCCAUGGACAACGGAGCGCAGGACCACCGUAAAAGAGCUGCUGCGGCUCAAACGCCAGGUGCAGGAGGAGGGGAGUGUGAAGAGACCGAAGCUGGACCAGGGCGUCAGGACAGAGGUCCGCAGCUCUCCGCCCAUCCACCUGGAGGACAUUAGUUCGUCCUGGCACCCAGGCUGUGGAGCGCCGACGGUUGCCAUAGAGACCGGCGGCCCUGACCCUCCCCUUCCCCCCCCUCCUUACCUUCCUCCUCACCUUCCUCCUCCUCCUCCCCCCGCCGGUCAUGCCCCGGUCAUCAGCUUGUUCCAAUGGCAGGUCCAACAGCAGCUCCGCAGGAUCAAGGGUGUCCCAGCAGAGGUUCUCACCAUGAGGGACGCGGACGGAGACACACCGCUCCACAUCGCCGUAGCUCAGGGGAAGCGUGCUCUGGCGUACGUUCUGGCCGCCCACAUGUCUGUGAGCGGGACCCUGGACACGCAGGAGCACAACGGACAGACGGCUCUACACAUUGCGGCGGCCACAGACCAGGCCCUGAUCAUCAAUGACCUCCUGGAGCAUGGAGCGCAGUUACACAUUCGAGACACAUGGGGGCGCUCUCCUCUGCACGUGUGCGUUGAGAAGAGACAUGUUCGCAGCCUGCUGGCUGUGUUCAGAACCCUUCAAAACCUGCAAAAAGAAGUGGAUGUGGACAUGGUGAACUAUGAAGGCCUGACCUGUCUGCAUGUGGCUGUCCUGGCCCACGGCGCUGUCCUGAGACAAGUCUCUGCUUCAGGAGGAGACCUGGGUCCAGAGGGGAGCAUGUGCAGUAAAGAGGCUCUGCUGCAGAGAGCCCGGCGGGCUGCAGACUGUGUCCGAGCCCUGCUGCACAUGGGCGCCUCCUGUGGGGUGAAGGACCCAAAAAGCGGGCGCACAGUCGUGCACAUGGCUGCAGAGCACGGGGAUACGCAGCUUCUGCGCCUGCUGCUGCAGCAGCCGUCUGCCCUGGCAGAGCUCAACACGCCGACCUUCAGCGGGAACACGGCCCUCCAUGUCCUGUGUGGCCUGCAGUCCUGUGAGCGUCAGCUGGAGGGGGUGAAGAUGCUGCUGAGGAGAGGGGCCGAUCCCGGCGCCCGUAACCUGGAGAAUGAGCUGCCGUACCAGCUGCUGCCUGAAGGGGGAGCUGCAGAGAAGGUGCGGCAGGUCCUCAAGAUGAGCCAUGUGCACAUGUGA
Knipowitschia caucasica is the source of this 2055-nucleotide messenger RNA. The record is from the annotation of a GenBank genome assembly. NCBI's taxonomy places the organism in Eukaryota, Metazoa, Chordata, Actinopteri, Gobiiformes, Gobiidae.